Messenger RNA from Paramecium pentaurelia, 348 nucleotides. Lineage: Eukaryota; Ciliophora; Oligohymenophorea; Peniculida; Parameciidae. The record is from the annotation of a GenBank genome assembly.
UAUGAAUAAAUUAUUAAUUAGUAUAGCCAAGAUACCAAUAUAUUAACCUAGAUUUUCAUUUAACAAGGUCUUGAAAGAUAAGGAUAAGGGUGAUGAAAAACAAUUUUUUUCAAAAGAAGAUUGUAAAUGUUUGAAGUAUGAUUAGAAAAAUUGAUGUCUAAAUUAAUUAAGAAAAUGAAAGAAGCUAAUGAACAUCCAUAGGCAUCAACAAGUAAUAGUCAAGAGGAUAAAGAUGAAUUAUAAGUAUGAUAAAGUAUUACUAAAAAUAGAAAAUAUUUAGUAGAUAUAAAGUUAAUUACACAGAUGCUAUGAUUGAAGAAAUCCUUAAUUGGAAAAAAUCAGAUUGAA